AUGGCUGUCGAACUGCUCUCUACAGGCGUACAUACCUUCCACACGGGGCAAAAUAUCUUGUCAUACCAUGUCACUCCCUCGAAGAAGGAGAAAAGUCGCCUCUGGGUCCAACAGGCCAUCGCGUGGGGACCAGGACGGGGUUUCUACGCCAGGACGUUGGCGCCGCUGCUCUCAGAGCACUUCACCGUGCUGGACUUCUCUCCGCGAGGCUCGGACGAGUCGACCAGGCCCAAGGACGCUGAUGGCAACGAUGAUCCUUCGCAAAUGAGCUGUACCGCCAUGUUGGCGGACCUGGAAGCGCUGCGCCAGCAUCUUGGACUCGACGCCUUUGACAUCCUCAGCGGCCACAGCCAAGCUGGCGUCCCGGUCUUGCUCUACGCUGCGCUGUAUCCGACUCGGGUCGAGACACUCGUCCCCCUUGGAACUUUCAUGCUCGGUUUUGACCAGUCACGAAACUUCGAGCACUACCGCCAGAUACGCUCAUCGUUGCCACCCUGGAAGAACUCGUACGAAGCGUGGACACGAUUCAUCCAAUCGCCACCCCAGACCGACGACGAGUUCCGAACCGUCUUUGCAGAGAUGGUGCCGAGCUAUCUUGUCAAACCAGAUCGUGAUAGAGCUGCUGUUACGACGGGGCUGCUUGAUCCAGCGCACCCACCUCGAGUCUGGUCGUACAAUGCCGUUACGCCCACGUAUGCCACCGACGCACACGCAAAAGACAUGCUGGAUCUCCUGUCUCGCGUCCAGGCACGAGUGCUCUUCUCUCAUGGCGAACACGACAUGAUUUGUAGUACGGAGGCUGUGCGGAUCGCCGAGCAGAACAUGCAACGAGGAGAGGCAAAGGAAGUUCGAGUGGACCUGUUCCCUAUCGGACAUUUCCCGUGGAUUGAGGCGAAGGAUGACUUUCUUCAAAGCAUCCGCGACUUCGUAUAG
Messenger RNA from Zasmidium cellare ATCC 36951, 933 nucleotides. RefSeq lists its product as uncharacterized. The coding region runs from base 1 to 933 and encodes 310 amino acids. The transcript has 2 exons. Lineage: Eukaryota; Fungi; Ascomycota; Dothideomycetes; Mycosphaerellales; Mycosphaerellaceae. The record is from RefSeq and is a predicted model, not a curated record.